Molecule: messenger RNA, 1032 nt
Organism: Myripristis murdjan (pinecone soldierfish)
Lineage: Eukaryota; Metazoa; Chordata; Actinopteri; Holocentriformes; Holocentridae
Product: olfactory receptor 52A1-like
Exons: 2
Coding region: 1-1032 (343 amino acids)
Biological process (GO): G protein-coupled receptor signaling pathway; detection of chemical stimulus involved in sensory perception of smell
Cellular component (GO): membrane
Molecular function (GO): odorant binding; G protein-coupled receptor activity; olfactory receptor activity
Source: RefSeq, a predicted model, not a curated record
AUGAAAAACGAAUCCUUCAGUCUUUACACUGAACUAAGCCUGGACCCGUUUAUCAUCCCACCUGGAGGAAAGUAUCCUAUAUUCUUUCUUGGUAUCGUCAUUUAUUUUUUUGGCAUAUUCUGCAAUCUGACGUUGUUGACUUUAAUUAUCAUGCAGAGGAACCUUCACAAGCCCAUGUAUUUCAUCCUGUUUAGUCUUCCCCUCAAUGAUCUGAUAGGCAUCACUGCCAUGCUACCGAAGGUGCUAUCGGACAUUGUGACGGGCACUAACAAGGUUUACUAUCCUCUCUGUGUUGUACAGGGGUUCUUGCUCCACAUGUAUGGUGGUGGGGUUUUGUUUAUCCUUGCAGCGAUGUCCUUCGACCGUUACGUUGCCAUCUGCAUGCCGUUACGUUACAGCUCCCUCAUGACACCCAGAGUUGUGAUCUGUAUUAUCUCUCUGGUUUGGGGUCUUGACUUUGUGCUGAUAGUGUCAUUAUUUUCUUUGCAAACAAGGCUUCCCAGGUGUAAAACUGCUAUCAUGAAUGUUUUCUGUGAUAACCCCUCUCUCCUGAAGCUCACCUGUGGAAACACCGCAGUCAACAACAUCAUAGGGCUGUUUAACACAGCCGUCAUGCAGCUUGUGAGUGUGUCCGUUCAGACGUUUUCUUACGUGAAGAUCCUGAUCACUUGCUUGGUUACGAGGAGGUCUGAGGCGAAGACCAAAGCUAUAAACACGUGUGUGGCGCAGCUGAUCAUAUUCAUCACGUUUGAGAUUGUGGGGACUUUCACCAUUUUAUCGCACAGGUUCAAAAACGUCUCGGCUGACUUGCAGAAGAUAAUGGGCAUGCUAAUAUUUCUGGUGCCCCCACUUCUGAAUCCGAUUGUAUACGGACUGAAUACGAGUGAAAUACGAAACACUCUCCUGAAGGUCUUUAAGAACAAAGUGUCACCCAUUAGAGGUGGUGAUCAUCUCAGUGAAUUAUUGCAGAGAGAAAUAUAUUUGAGUUUCAAGAUGGCCACUUUCAUAUAUCCAGGCCUAAUGAAGAAAUAG